Molecule: messenger RNA, 564 nt
Organism: Nylanderia fulva
Lineage: Eukaryota; Metazoa; Arthropoda; Insecta; Hymenoptera; Formicidae
Source: RefSeq, a predicted model, not a curated record
AUGGGGGCAGUGGGUUCGAUGGCGCUCUACGGAGCGCCAGUGUGGACGGGCGACCUGAUGGCACCAAGCCAAAGACUUCUGAUGGGGCUACAGCGGAAGCUGGCCAUCAGGAUCGUCCGCGGAUAUCGUACUGUCCCAUUGGAGGCGGCGUUAGUGGUGUCGGGAUCAAUCCCUUGGGACCUGCUGGCGGAAGCGUAUCAAGAAAUGUACGACCAGAAGAGUGACCUCCGCCGGUGGGGACUGGUGAUGACACCAAAGGCGACGGAGGCAGCCCGGCAAAGGACCAAACAACGCGCGGUGGCAAAAUGGUCGGAGGAUUUACUCCGACCAAGAGCCGGAGUGCGCACAGUCCAAGCCAUCCAGCCAAUUUUUCCAGAAUGGUUGUCGAGAAAACCCGGACUUUCGUAUAGGGUCGUGCAGGUGAUGGGUGCUUCGGUGAGUAUCUGCACGACAAAGCAAGGAGGGAGCCGACAACAAAAUGUCACCACUGCGACGAGGUCAGGGACACGGCGCAACAUACAGUUGAAUUCUGCCCAGCCUGGGCAGAACAGCGCCGUGCCCUGA